AUGGUGGGGCGAGGGCGGGGCUGGUUGCAGUGCGUCCGUCUUCCGGUCUUGUUUGAGGGCAGUGGAUGUGCCGCUGGUCCGGAAGCAUUGCUGGUGAUGAUGAGCCGGAAGAUUGUUAUGCUGGGCAGCUCGCCGCGCACCCAGCGAUCGCAGUCGGCAAUUCAGCUUCCCGUUGGCCAGGAGUGCACCUCGUCAGCGCCGCUUUUCUAUUAUUCGCCGUCCGAUUUCAUCUACGAUUUGAGGAAUGUGCCAUCGUCGCAAUCAGAUGAAAACCGCACCAGGAAUGCCAAGGAUGAGCGCUUGUUCAACUACGACCUCAACUGCAUGUACAAAUUACUGGAUGGUGAUUUUAACCUCUCCGUUCAGUUGAACGUUGAGCGUGGUGAAAUGAGGCGUAAGCCGAUGCAUUUUCGUGCUGUUCGCGAACCAUUCAACCAUCUCAGAUGGAAUUUUGCAAAACUGAAGCAAAAUGAGAUAAUAUUAUAUUUGCGACGUAAAGACGGGUUCCCGAGCAGCGACCCCUUGGAUCGUCAUGUUGUUGCGAUCAAUGCUGCACCCCUCGAAAGAGGCCAUUCCUUGCUUCUACCAUCCAUCAAUCGUUGUUCACCACAGGUUUUGUCUGAGGUUGCGGUGCGGUUAGCCACUGAUGUGAUGUUGCUGACGAACAACGAAUCGUUUCAUGUGCUUUUUAACAGCCUGCUGGGCCAGGCCUCCAUCAAUCAUCUUCAUCUUCACAUGCUCACAUGGCCCUAUGAUUCGGACUUGAUCAAUCGUAAAUGUGAACACCUGUACGAUAAUAUUUAUGUUAUGAAACGCCCAGUGUGGUAUGCGCAUGCACUGGUUUCUCAGCUUCCUUCACCGGAUCACUACGAGACGUUUGUCAAGUAA
This is a messenger RNA of Gongylonema pulchrum, 888 nucleotides long. The record is from the annotation of a GenBank genome assembly. Lineage: Eukaryota; Metazoa; Nematoda; Chromadorea; Rhabditida; Gongylonematidae.